CUCUACGACAUGGCGCUCUCUCCUGCCCGCGAUACCGAGAGACGCUCGCCGUCGCCCGCGAACGACGACAGCCCGGUGAUCAAGCGCGCUGUGCGGACCUAUGGCCGUGCGCGACCUGCUGCAGCGGACAACGCGCGUGCGCUGGCUAGCACGGCCGCCAAGGCGGCAUCCCCGGAACCCUUGCGCGAGCGCGCACCACUAUCUACUAUUCUACGCGCCAGGCCCAGCCAUAGCGACAUCGCGUCUGACGACGACGAAGACGACGAAGUGGACAACAAUGCUGUUCCCACGAAAUUCGCCUGGGAUUGGCAGAAGCAGCUGAAAGCCUUCAGUGACGAUGAAGACGAUGAAGGGGUCGACGAGCUUCCCGGGAAAGCGCUUGGGAGGAAGCAGCCACACGAUGCGCUUGCAGCUCACGACACGCCCGACGUGUCCCUCGACGCGUCCGACCUCCCAUCCUCAGCCAAGACGCUUAUUGAGCGAUCGCCAGUCAACCAAACUAUAGAAUCAUCACAAUCUAGCCUCGGCGACUCUCCCAUCCCCCGCCAUAAAUCCAAACCUCGUCGUGCGAUCGUGGCGGAUUCGGACGACGACGAAGAGCAGGCGCCCAGGAAGCCUGCUAAGCCGCUUUCCGCUUUCAGAGGAACGCCCUCCGACUCAGAUGACGAGCUGCCGGCUACUGUGACCAUCUCGCCUCGGAGAAAACCCUCUUCCGCCGGGAAGCCCCUGCCACUCGGCGUACAACAGCUGCUCAAGGCGGGAAAGGGAAGCCUAAAGUGAAGGCACCUACGAAGAAGCAGCUUCAGGAGACGGAGAAGGAAGGCUGGCGCAUUGCACAAGAACGCAACACUUCCCUGCGUGCGACCGAGCCUGAGCGUCCAAACAAAUACACCAAGGCGAACUUGUUCACCCUCCUCGGCGGC
This is a messenger RNA of Schizophyllum commune H4-8, 923 nucleotides long. RefSeq lists its product as uncharacterized. The record is from RefSeq and is a predicted model, not a curated record. NCBI's taxonomy places the organism in Eukaryota, Fungi, Basidiomycota, Agaricomycetes, Agaricales, Schizophyllaceae. The transcript is spliced from 3 exons. The coding region runs from base 10 to 780 and encodes 256 amino acids.